UCAGGGCUGUCGAUUGUAUUCAGAAACUUGGACGCAUCCAGAUAUCUGCAAUUCGUCCGGAGUAAUCUAUACAUACCUUAAGCACACACGUAGAGGAAGUGUUUAGAGUCUUAGAUAAUUAAAAAGUGAGAAAGGCAAGGAAAUGAAUCAAUCGGCUAAAUAUGCAUCGUUUAGUGAAACCGGCCUCGAUGGACCCGAUCAAGUACUAUUUACAGACGCAGAUACCACAUGUAAUGCCGAUGGCAGAGUACGAAUAAAAUUAGAUAACAAUGAAUUCAAUUUAUAUCAACCCGUAUCAAUCCCUGGAGUUUUGACUAGAACAGCAAAGCUUUACCCUGAUCACAUAGCGUUGGUGUCUAGACCUGAUAUCAACGGCAAAAGAACCACAUAUACUUUCCAAGAAUACGAGUCUACCGUAAGAAUCGUCGCAAAAGCGUUUUUAAAAUUAGGUUUAGAGCGAUAUCAUAGCGUCUGCAUAAUAGGAUUCAAUAGUCCGGAAUGGUUCAUUGCUGAACUCGCAACUAUAUACGCUGGUGGAAUCGCGACAGGGAUUUAUACCACAAAUUCUCCGGAGGCAUGCCAAUAUUGCGCUGAAUACAGUCGAGCAAAUAUAAUAGUCGUUGAAAAUGAAAAGCAUUUGCGGAAAAUCUUGCAAAUAAAACACAAUUUAUCCUAUUUGAAAGUAAUUGUUCAAUAUGACGGCAUACCUACCGAAAAGGAUAUUUUGAGCUGGGGUGAUUUAUUGGACAUAGGUAAGAGAGAAUCGGAGAAUAAAUUAUCAUAUGUGUUAAAAACGAUAGGAAUAAACGAAUGUUGCAGUUUAGUGUAUACGUCGGGGACAGUCGGAAAUCCAAAAGCUGUAAUGGUAAACCAUGAUAAUUUAUUGUUCGGCAUACGGGCAUUAUUACUAGUGCUACGUAUAAAAGAAAAAUCAGAAGUCAUAGUCAGCUAUUUGCCAUUAUCUCACAUUGCAGCACAAAUAAUUGACGUCAUAAUUAACAUUGUGUUUGCGAGCACAGUAUACUUUGCAGACCCAAGUGCAUUAAAGGAUACAUUAAUAAAUACGUUACUUGUGGCGCAACCGACUAUUUUCCUAGGAGUGCCCAGAGUAUGGGAAAAGAUAUAUGGAAAAAUGCAAGAGAAAACGCAUAGUGUAAUAAACACAUGGAUUAUUAAAUGGGCAAAAGAACAAGCUCUUCAUUAUUAUACGAAUAAAAUAAAUGGCAUAGAUUACAAACAUUGGGGCUACAUUGUUGCAAAAUGGCUUGUUUUCAAUAAAAUCAAGGCAGCAUUGGGUUUAAAUAAAUGUUACAUCUAUUUUACCGGAGCAGCACCUAUUAAUAUCGAUAUUAAAAGGUAUUUCUUGAGUUUAGACAUACCUUUAAUAGAGGUAUAUGGAAUGUCUGAAUGUGCCGGGCCUCAAACAAUAAACGACUUUAAAUAUAGCAUGGUUGGUGUGGGAAAAUCUUUACCUGGGCUAUAUAUAAAAUUAGACAAUAUAAAUGAACAUGGUGAAGGAGAAAUUUGUAUGAGUGGACGACACAUAUUUAUGGGUUACUUAAAUGCACCGAAGCAAACCGAAGAAGUCAAAGAUAAAAGUGGUUGGUUACAUAGUGGUGAUCUUGGCAGAUUAGAUUCAAAUGGGAAUUUGUUUAUUACUAGUAGACUAAAAGAACUUAUAAUCACAAGUGGAGGGGAAAAUGUGGCAUCAUACAAUAUAGAGCAAGCAAUAUUGUCGGAAUUAUCAUAUUUAAGUAAUGCCAUAGUGAUUGGAGAUCAAAGGAAAUAUUUAAUAGUCCUUGUCACACUUAAGAGUAAUAUGAAUGAAGAGACUGGCGCGUCAUUGGAUACGCUGGCGUCAGAUGUAUUAAAAUGGGCACAGUCUAUUGGUAGUAGCGCCAAAACAGUUACAGAAGUCAUAAACUCUCGUGAUGAAGCCAUAUAUGGAGAAAUCGACAAGGCAAUUAAGAGAGCAAAUAUGCAAGCUAUAAAUAAUGCUCAAAAAGUACAGAAAUUCGAAAUUCUUCCUCAUGAUUUUUCGAUUCCAACCGGUGAAUUGGGACCCACUUUAAAACUUAAAAAGAAUGUAAUUCAGAAGAUGUAUGCUGAUUUAAUAGACAAAAUGUAUAGUAGAUAAAAUUCUACACUGUCAUAAUAAUAUUAAUAAUACAUUUUCGCAAUAUGUAUAGUUACUUAAAGAUUAAAGCUUAUCAAGAGAAUUUCAUGAAUGAAAUUCAUUUAUUUAUUAAGUGAUCAAUACAGAUCGCAUUAGUUGAAAAGUCACGAAUUAUAUUGGGCAAACAUUAUGCAGCCAUUUAGUAACAUGAAGCACUGGAAUGAUGAAACGUAAAUGUAAAUCGCAUUAUAAAAAUAAUGGCUGCGCCCGAACUGUUUGGAGAGUUUUGUCAUCACUUUUAUCUUCGUCGUCACAAUAUUGUAUCAUCAAUUCAUCAGUCCGUACAAUUCAAACUUGGAUUCGCAAGUUUAAAGAACAAUCUUAACAUGAAAGAAGACAAAUCAUAUGAACAAAUGUAGCCAAGAAUCGUGAUAAUGAAAAUAAAAGUGGCGGCGAAAUUUUUUACGAGCAAUUUAGAUAUUGUAAUCAUUAUUUUUAGCGAUUUCAUACAUAUAUAUAUUACUUAUCAUUC
Molecule: messenger RNA, 2648 nt
Organism: Atta colombica
Lineage: Eukaryota; Metazoa; Arthropoda; Insecta; Hymenoptera; Formicidae
Product: long-chain-fatty-acid--CoA ligase ACSBG2-like
Exons: 12
Coding region: 143-2137 (664 amino acids)
Cellular component (GO): membrane; endoplasmic reticulum
Molecular function (GO): long-chain fatty acid-CoA ligase activity
Source: RefSeq, a predicted model, not a curated record